AUGGGCUUCGAGCGUAGACAUGUGUCCAGGUUGGUACCGGCCAACUUGAGGGUGUUGUCUCCUUUGCUCCUUGCAGUAGCUAUUGUCAAUUCGGCAACCCUCGGAUACGAUGCUUCGGUCAUGAACGGCCUCCUUAUCCUUCCCUCAUACACUAAAUAUUUCCACUUGACUCCUGCAUUAGAGGGACUCAAUAACGCUGCAUCAUGGAUGGGGGGCAUUUUGGGAGCAUUCUUGAUGCAACCGAUUCCCGAUUACUUUGGACGUCGCCGAGCUAUCGUGGUUGCGUCAGUCAUUACAGUCGUCGGCAUCAUUCUCCAAGCCGCAGCUCAGAACAUCGCCAUGUUCGUUAUCGCUAGAAUCAUUGUUGGCAUCGGCUCUGCAAUCAGCAAUGGUUCUGCUCCAACCCUACUAGGAGAGCUUUUGCCUGCUCGAAAGCGCGGCCGCAUUCUUGGCCUCUUCUUUUCGUGCUUCUAUGUGGGGAGCUUGGCCUCGGCCAUUGUCAACUACGGCAGCCAAAAUAUCCAAAGCACCUGGUCCUGGCGUCUUCCCUCUCUACUGCAGUUUGUACCUAGCUUUUUGGCAGUGAUUCUGGUACCGUUCGUUCCGGAGUCACCGCGAUGGCUGAUUUCAAAAGGCCGUGAUGACGAAGCUCUUGAAGUUCUUGUCAUCAUGCAAGGCAAGGGCGUCGAAGACAUCCAACAAGGUCAGGAGAGCUUGCAUGAGAUCAGAGCCAUCAUGAAAAAGGAGGAAGAGGAAUAUCCUAGGAACCCGUGGAGAGAAAUUAUGUCCACGCCUGCCAAUCGGAAACGUCUCGCGAUUCUUUGCUCAUUCGGCCCCAUGAUUAACAUGUUUGGCAACUUUAUCAUUUCAUCUUACCUCACCAAAAUCCUGACUCAAGCCGGCAUCAGAGACACAGUGAAGCAGACGCAGAUCCAGGUCAUUCUGAAUUGUUGGUCCUUUGCUGUCGCGGUCUUUGGCAGCUUCAUGCUCGACAUAUUGGGCAGGAGGAAGCAGACCUUCAUUGGCGUGGGCGGUAUGAUUGCUAUGCUCUACAUCGUUGGUGGUCUAAUCAAAACGUAUGGAGAAAGCACCAAUCAAUCUGGAAUCUAUGGCACAAUUGCAGUCAUCUUCCUAUUUCAGGGGUUCUAUGCCUUUUCCAUCACACCAAUGACCAGUCUAUAUCCCACAGAAGUCUCGCAGUACAAACUUCGGGCUACAGGAAUCGCCAUUUUCCGCAUGUUGGACUCUGGAUUUGGACUGCUGGCUUCAUUUACAAUGGCAUACGCCAUGGCAGAUUUGGGAUGGAAGUUUUACUUCAUCAAUGCUUCCUGGAAUGUGGUUUUCCUCGUCAUAGCAUAUUUCACGUUUGUGGAGACUAAGGGACUCAAGCUGGAAGAAGUUGCUGCGAAGUUUGAAGGACCCAGAAUACUGGAAGCGAGCAUGGAAGAUUCGGCCUCGCAGGAUAUUGCAGUCACUGCGAAAGGGAUGCAAAGUUUCGAUGCAAAAUCCAUGUAG
Molecule: messenger RNA, 1515 nt
Organism: Colletotrichum orchidophilum
Lineage: Eukaryota; Fungi; Ascomycota; Sordariomycetes; Glomerellales; Glomerellaceae
Exons: 5
Coding region: 1-1515 (504 amino acids)
Biological process (GO): carbohydrate transport; transmembrane transport
Cellular component (GO): membrane
Molecular function (GO): carbohydrate:proton symporter activity
Source: RefSeq, a predicted model, not a curated record